AUGAUUCAUCGAAAAAUGUUUUGAAUUUUUGAAUAAAUCACGAGUUUUGCAGGAAACGAGCUGGUACAGGCGGAGCUCACAAAAACCGUGAAGAUCUUGUUUUUCCAAUCGAUGACGAUGAACUUGAAGGCGCUGAAUAUCAGCCAGUUUUUGUGCGUUGCACUUGUAUGAAUUCAGAACAAUGUGUACCAAAUCGAAAUCCUCUCGAAACCCAAGCAUCAAUUUGUAUGUGUUUCGAAGAUGUGACACAUGGACAUAUUUGGCCGUGUUAUCCAACUUCUGUUUGGAAUGUAAAGAAUUGCACGGGAUGUUCGACGAUAUCAAAUACUUGUCCAGAUCCAGAUGGUCCAAGAGAAGAUCGGAAAAAUUUAAAGGUUUGGAAGAAAGAGCAGAAUAUUCCUGGAGUAACAUGUUUGUGUCAAUCAAUUUCACAUCAUUGUAUGGUUCAUCCAAAAGAAGAAAUUAGAUGGUGGGAUCCGAAUAAUUAUACUGUUUAUGCUGUAACUGAUCCACCUGUUGUUGAAAUUACAGAAACUGAAAAAGCAUUUGGAUUAGAGGUAGGUUUUGAGCAAGUUUGCUCACAUUCUAAAUUUUUUCAAAAUAAUUUUGCAGGAUCUCAAAGGCGCUGGUGCUAUUACAACUCGAACUAAAGAGAAUCUAAUUUUCCUCGUCGCUGCUCUUCCAAAAGAAACUCGUCGAAAUCUUUCAUAUUCUCUCAAUGAAUUCGUUCUUCGAUGUUCUUUCAAUUCAAAAGAUUGUGAUAUGCAAAGUGAUUUUCGACUUCAUAUCGAUCCAGAAUAUGGAAAUUGUUAUACAUUCAAUUUUAAUUAUAGUAUGGAAUUGAAAAAUACUCGAGCUGGUCCAAUGUAUGGAUUGAGAUUGUUAUUAGAUGUUCAUCAAGAUGAUUAUAUGCCAACAACUGAAUCUGCGGGUGUUCGAAUUGUUGUGCAUGAACAAAAUAAAGAGCCGUUUCCGGAUACUUUUGGAUAUUCGGCUCCGACUGGAUUUGUGUCAAGUUUUGGAUUGAAAACUAAAGAAUUACAUCGAUUGAGUGCGCCUUGGGGAAAUUGUAGCGAUGAUUUCAGGCCGGAAUCUUAUAUUUAUGAAGACAGAUAUUCGCCAGAGGUUUGUCAAAGUUUUAUAUGAGAAAAAUAUUAACUUGCGAAGUUUUUUUCUGAAAUUAAAAAACAACUCUGAAAUUUCUAGAAUUUUUGUUAAAUUUUAAGGGAAGAUUUCUCGAAAUCAACUUUUAAAAUGUUUUUUUUUCGAAAUUACAGAAUAAUAUUGAAAUUUUGAAAUUCUGAGUUCAUCAAAACCACAUUAUUCCAGGGUUGCCAUCGAAAUUGUUUCCAAAACACGGCUCUCAAAAUCUGUGGCUGCGGCGAUCCUCGUUUCCCCCUCCCAUCUGAAAAUACCCGACAUUGCAAAGCUGGAAGUGUUCGAGAUCGAGAAUGUCUUUGGAAUGUCACUUCUGAAACUGGUGAAUUUCACAGUCUUUUGGAUCGUUGUGUUUGUCGACAACAUUGUAAAGAAAGACAAUUCGAAACUGCAUAUUCGGCUUCCGCGUGGCCAAGUCAAAAUUUCCGAAUUGGAGAUGAUUGUCCAGCAGUGGCGGAUAUUUUUAAUGAUUCUGAAGCAUGUACGGAAUAUUAUAGAAAGAAUACAGCAUAUAUUGAAAUUUAUUAUGAGCAAUUGAAUUAUGAAUUGUUGAAAGAGACUGCCGGAUAUACGGUAAGUCUGGAAGUUUUGAAAAAAAAAUAUCCUAAUUUUUUACUUGGAAAUUUUCAUUGAGAAAAAUUUAGCUUCUAGAAAAUUCCGGAAAAAAUGUUUUUUUUUCAACUUCAAAAAAAAAACAUUCUAAAAUUUAAAUUUUUACACCACUCAUCAAAAAUUUUGGCAUUUUUGCUCCAUGAAAUCCAUUAUUUUUUUGCAGUUGGUCAAUUUGUUUUCCGAUUUCGGUGGUAACAUUGGUCUUUGGAUUGGUUUCUCUGUCAUCACUUUUCUCGAAUUUGCCGAAUUAUUAUGCGAGGUUUGAACUUUGGUUUUGUGAUUUGAAAUUCAUAGAUUACUAGAGUACGAAACUGGUUGUGACAUCAAAUAAGCUACUAGGCUAUAAUUGGAUUACUGUUGUAAAAAAAUCUGGAAAAAUUGAUUUAUUCAAAGUUGUUCGUGUUUUUGUCAGAAAUACGUGAUUUUUUGGUAUUUUUAGAAAAUGUAAAUUUUUCAAACACAAUUCACGUGGCAAAAUUUAAUUUUCAUUUUCAGAUUGGUUAUUAUCUUCUCUACAUCAAACCAAUGCGUUUCCGCCGCAAAAUUGUACGACGAAAAAAAGAGCAACACGCGGCUCGUUCGAUUCCAUCUCUUUUGAAUCGACACUUAUAUCAUCGAUCUCCAAGAUCAAUUUCACAUCAUCAAUAUUUGAAUGAAGAUGAUGAUUCAACAACUGAUAAUACUAUGAUUAAGCCAUUACCAAGAGAUUAG
Messenger RNA from Caenorhabditis angaria, 2481 nucleotides. The record is from the annotation of a GenBank genome assembly. NCBI's taxonomy places the organism in Eukaryota, Metazoa, Nematoda, Chromadorea, Rhabditida, Rhabditidae.